Neoarthrinium moseri is the source of this 933-nucleotide messenger RNA. RefSeq lists its product as uncharacterized. The transcript has 2 exons. The record is from RefSeq and is a predicted model, not a curated record. Gene Ontology annotation, biological process: TOR signaling. Lineage: Eukaryota; Fungi; Ascomycota; Sordariomycetes; Amphisphaeriales; Apiosporaceae. Gene Ontology annotation, cellular component: cytosol. The coding region runs from base 1 to 933 and encodes 310 amino acids.
AUGUCCAUCCCGGCACCCACGACCAUGGGGCCGCCGGGCCACAUCACGUCGGCGCAGGAGCCGUACCCGUCGCCGGCCUCGCUAGCAAGCGCGACGACGACGCACCGGCAGGGCCGCUUCGAGAUCAGCACGCGCAAGCUGCCCAUCUCCAAGGCGGGCCCCAUCGACGCCAUGGCCGCCGACGUCGGCAUCCCCAUCCCCGAGAUGAUCUUCGGCGACAACCUGGUGGCCGUCGCCCACGCGCCCUCGGGCUGGCGCAUCGAGUUCACCGCCCGCGACGCCCUCGACGCCGUCGACAAGACGGGCGAGUCCAUGCUGCAGGUCAGCUACGCCCGCGACUGGAGCGCCACGCGCGAGAUCAGCGGCGUCAAGGAGGUCGUCAAGCCCUUCGACUGGAGCUACUCGACGACGUACCGGGGCACCGUGGUGGCGGUGGCGGCGGAGGGAUCAGGGGAAGCCGCGAACGGGGAGAGGAGGAGGACAAGCUUCGUGGACGAGGACCCGGCGGCGGGCGGCAGCGGGCGGCAGAUCCCGCUGGAGCUGCUCAAGCGGCGCGACCCGAUCCUGUUCUUCGACGACGUCAUGCUGUACGAGAGCGAGCUGGACGACAACGGCAUCAGCGUGCUCAGCGUCAAGACGCGCGUGCACGAGCGCCGCAUGCUGCUGCUGGCCCGCCUCUUCAUGCGCCUCGACAACGUCCUGGUCCGCAUCCGCGACACGCGCGUCUACGUCGACUUUGCCACCGACGAGGUCAUGCGCGAGUACACGGCUCGGGAGGCCAGCUUCGAGGACAUCAAGAGGGGACUUCUCAUGUCGGGCUUGAGACCUGAUGAGAUCACUGUUGCGCUACGCGAUGCCAACAAGGUCGCAGAACUUCGCGAGCUGAAGGUGGUGGAUUACAAGAUGGAGAGCGUUUCAUUGGCGACGUCGUAG